This is a messenger RNA of Penicillium maclennaniae, 1311 nucleotides long. RefSeq names its product co-chaperone SGT1. NCBI's taxonomy places the organism in Eukaryota, Fungi, Ascomycota, Eurotiomycetes, Eurotiales, Aspergillaceae. Gene Ontology annotation, biological process: protein stabilization. The record is from RefSeq and is a predicted model, not a curated record. Gene Ontology annotation, molecular function: protein-folding chaperone binding. The transcript has 2 exons. Bases 1 to 1311 code for a protein of 436 amino acids.
AUGGACUACGCAGCAAAAGGUGACGAGGCUCUCGCCCAAUCUAAUGCCCCUCUCGCUUUCGAACACUUUACACGCGCCCUAAUUCAGCAUCCCCGCUCCCCGCAAUACUACAUCCAACGCGCCACCGCCUGCGGACGGCUGAAGCCAGAGCAUGGCGGACCGAAUUCCAGUCUCGCCCUGCAUGACUCGGAGAUUGCCCUCGUCCUCGCCGUCGAACGCGGCAAGCGCGAGCUUAUCUUAGCGGCGCAGUUCCGUCGCGCGGUCUCGCUUUUCCAGCUUGAGCGCUACGGGGACGCAUCAUACCUUUUCAAGCUGCUGGAAGAGAAGACGGCCGUGACAAAGGAUGUUCAGGAUGAAAGCAAAGAGUCCAAGCUUCAGACUGCUAUGAAGGGUGGGAAGGGUAAGAUGUACGAGACCCAGUUGCCCAUCUGGAUGAUGAAGGUCGAUCGUAAGAUGAAGGACCUUCCAGAGGGCGAUGUCAAAGCCAAAGUCUCUGUUGUUGAAUACCCAAAGAAUGUCGAAAUUCCUAGUGAGGAACAAUUGAAGGCCGAGUUGGCUGGAAAGCUUGGAAAUUCAGUGUCUACCCUCAAGCAGUCGGUAGAAACUACUGCCGCUUCAAGCGAGACGAACGAGACUCCGAAGCCCGCGACGAGCUCUGCUGCUCCCUCUGCACCUGCUGUUCCGGAGAAGGUCCGCCAUGAGUGGUACCAGUCCCAAGACUCUGUUGUCGUCACACUCUAUGUGAAGAACGUCCCUAAGGAUAAAGUGGAGACUGACUUGAAAGACGACUCGUUGUCCCUCCAGUUCCCUCUGCCCUCAGGCUCCUCCUAUGACUUCACUCUCGACCCCCUCUACGCCCCCAUCGACGCCUCCACGUCGAAAGUGUCCGUCAUGGGCACCAAAAUCGAAAUAAGUCUCCAAAAGAAAACACACGGUCAAAAAUGGGGCUCACUUGAAGGCUCCGGCGAAAGCGAGAAGCUCACUCAGCGUUCUACUGCCUCGCCGGUAUCCGCCGGCCCCUCCUAUCCGACUUCAUCUCGCCACGGCACUAAGGACUGGGACAAGGUCGCAUCCAACCUCACCAGCAAGAAACCCAAGAAAAAGGACGGGAAAGAUGAUGGUAAUGAGUCCGACGAUUCGGAUGUUGGCGGCGAUGCCGUUGACGGAUUUUUCAAGAAGCUGUACAAGGGUGCUGACGAUGAUACCCGCCGCGCUAUGAUGAAAAGCUAUAUCGAGAGUAACGGAACUUCGCUGAGUACCAACUGGUCUGAAGUUGGAAGCAAGACGAUGGAGCCUCACCCUCCCUCCUAG